GUUGAGAAGAUAAUCGCUAUAAGGACUGAUAAAGACGGUCGAACGUUGUAUAAAGUGAGAUGGUUGGGAUUUGACGAAGCAGAUGAUACGUGGGAACCGUACGAGAAUUUGGCUGAAGAUUGCGAUCGAUUGAUAGAAACGUUCUAUUUGAAUAGCGAAGGAGAGGAGGGCAAUUUGAACGAGAAUCAGAUCGAUGAUGAAUUUGCUGAGGAGUUGAUUGAAGGCGGAGGUAGUCAUGAGGAACUGGGUGAGGGGUUUAUGGACAGUUUGAUUCAAUCAGAGGUGGACGGUACGAUCGUUGUGGCACGAGGACAGUUGCAACAAGAAGAUGGAAUCAGUUAUGAGGAGGAUGGAACGUCAGAGAAAAUCGUUUCGGAAGAAAGUGCAAAACUGGAGGAAUUCAAAGAAGGGCCUAUGGAAGAUGAUGUAUCAGAGCUACAACAGCAACUAAAUGGUCUUAAUGAU
Anisakis simplex (herring worm) is the source of this 465-nucleotide messenger RNA. NCBI's taxonomy places the organism in Eukaryota, Metazoa, Nematoda, Chromadorea, Rhabditida, Anisakidae. The record is from the annotation of a GenBank genome assembly.